AUGACCUCCUCGGCAGGUGUGAUCAUCGCCGGCCUGGCCACCGAGAGGUCGCGAGGAGUGGCGCAAUUGAAGGUGGUCUGGGCGAGCCACGGCAAGGAGGCCCGAACAGAGUACCAGCUCAUGGACGAAUUCGCUCUAUCAGAAGACACGGAUGGCAUUGUGCGUGGCAGUGUCGUCUCCCUCCUGCGCGUCAAGCCCCUCACAGGUCGGACGCAUCAGAUCAGGUCGCACCUGGCGGGCAUCGGCAGACCCAUUGUUGGCGAUCGCACCUACGGUGGCAUCGCCACAAGCUGGUGCCCACGUCUCUUCCUUCAUUGCCGACGCAUCACUGUGCGGGAUCUUGACAACAAGCCUUUUCAACCAGCAGCCAUUGCCGCGCCAGUUGCAGUCAGCCUUGGAGUAUUUGCAGUCGGCCUUGGGAGCAACCUCCCCGAGUUCGACCACCGCUUCCUUGGCCGCAUCAUGGCCGGCAUUCCGCCGGCAGAUGUGGAAGCUGUCCAGCAGAACUACCCGAUUCAGGUCAGCAAGCUUUGCGAAGGGCCCCGGCCAAAGCUCCUGUCCCUUGGCAUGAGGUGGGCCACGGACCAACCAGAUUGA
Molecule: messenger RNA, 597 nt
Organism: Symbiodinium natans
Lineage: Eukaryota; Dinophyceae; Suessiales; Symbiodiniaceae
Source: the annotation of a GenBank genome assembly